CGCCCAUUUCCAGUUUCCGCUCGUCGUUCUCCCAGAAGCGUCUUGCACAAGUGAAGGGCAUCUCCGUAUGAAAGCAUGACCGUCGCAGCACCCCCUACGCCCGCAAAUAAACCACUGACCGCCGCCGUGGCGGCUUCUGUCGACCGGCUACGCAAGAUGCAAGCUGCGGAACCAGAGGAGGCAAUGACCAUUAUAGUGAUACAGGCAUUAUUGGAGGAUAUGAAGCAGAGCAGUGCGUCCUCCACGUCGGAAUUCAUACAGCAAGCGCAAAAGGCCAGUAAAGCGCUUGAGAAGCUCCCUUACAACCAGCCAUCCAUGAUCGCCGGUACGGCCAUCUUCAAACACAUAUUAGAAGCACAACGGCAGGAUGACAAGGGCUUCGACGACUGGAAACGCUCCAUCUUUAGAGUCUACGACCAACAAAUCGCCCGUUACAAAACGUUUCGCGAACGGGCUGCAUGCUACGGCUUGCCCUUUGUGAAAGACGACGCGGUCAUCCUGCUGCAUUCGUUCUCCAGGACUGUUAUGGUCCUGCUGCAAAAGGCGAAACUGGCGAAUAGGAGGUUCAAGGUGUUUGUGACGGAGACUAGGGGGACAACUAAUGGGUCCUCGGUUGUGGAAGAGCUAAGCAAACACAACAUUCCCGUGGAACUGAUCUUGGACGCCGCCGUCGGCUCCAUCAUCAACCGCGUCGACAUGGUUAUCGUUGGCGCUGAAGGGGUAACGCAAACCGGUGGGCUCAUCAACAGGAUCGGAACAUACCAAAUCGCGAUAGUCGCACAGGCAGCCAACAAGCCCUUCUAUGUCGUAGCAGAACAAUACAAAUUCGUCAAACUCUGCCCACUAUCCCAAACAGACCUUCCCAUCCCUUCCUCCGAAUUUUACAAGUUGACGUCAAAAGAUUCCUUCACGGACCGCACACCGCACACCGGCCACCCCGCAAUCGACUACACGCCCCCGCAGUACAUCCACCUGUUCUUUACAAAUGUUGGUGUGCUUACGCCUGCUGGCGCUAGUGAGGAGCUAAUGAAGUUUUAUAUGCCGUAGUAACCCCAUGUGUUGGCAGAGUAGAUGUAGCGCAGUCGGCAGACGUGUGGAUAGUGUAGAGGCGGGUUGAGCUCAGCCUCCCAGGCAUCCGAUGUGUCGCUCAACCUCCGUCCAUCCCGGAAUACGAUAUCUAUCGGAUCUAUCGUGGUUUCCCGUUUACGUGCCGACUCGCUAACACGCGGAAAUGCUUGUC
Messenger RNA from Fimicolochytrium jonesii, 1240 nucleotides. RefSeq lists its product as uncharacterized. Gene Ontology annotation, molecular function: translation initiation factor activity; guanyl-nucleotide exchange factor activity. Lineage: Eukaryota; Fungi; Chytridiomycota; Chytridiomycetes; Spizellomycetales; Powellomycetaceae. The record is from RefSeq and is a predicted model, not a curated record. Bases 76 to 1047 code for a protein of 323 amino acids. Gene Ontology annotation, biological process: translational initiation. The transcript has 10 exons. Gene Ontology annotation, cellular component: eukaryotic translation initiation factor 2B complex.